Molecule: messenger RNA, 2621 nt
Organism: Gracilinanus agilis (Agile Gracile Mouse Opossum)
Lineage: Eukaryota; Metazoa; Chordata; Mammalia; Didelphimorphia; Didelphidae
Gene: CHTOP
Product: chromatin target of PRMT1
Exons: 7
Coding region: 268-1098 (276 amino acids)
Source: RefSeq, a predicted model, not a curated record
UUGGCGGCCAUUUUGUUCGGGUCGUCAAGCGAGAGUUGGUCGCGGCAGCUGGCGGGAGGGCGGAUUGAGAGAAGAACGGACUCGAGGACCCAACAGCCAACCCGUCACACAAGUGACUAACUAUCCUUCGGCUCAGCCCAGCGCCUUCACCCUCCCCAGAAAAGCCCAGCGCGGCCGGUCUCCGGCCCCACAACCGCAACCGCAGUGGCAGCGGCGGCCCCCGGCGGAGCGCUGGCGUCCGUGUCCUUUGAUUCCCGGGAUUUGAAGAUGGCUGCACAGUCAGCUCCGAAAGUUGUGCUAAAAAGCACCACCAAGAUGUCUCUAAAUGAGCGCUUUACUAAUAUGCUGAAGAACAAACAGCCGAUGCCAGUGAAUAUUCGGGCUACGAUGCAGCAGCAACAGCAGCUAGCCAGUGCCAGAAACAGAAGACUGGCCCAGCAGAUGGAGAAUAGACCCUCUGUCCAGGCAGCAUUGAAACUUAAGCAGACUGUGUAUGCAAGUCCGGAGAGUGGCUGUGGAAGGAUAUGUCCAAGCUGUGGCUGGCAGUCUGGAGGGCGGUGCCAUCCAACUAAGAGCUUAAAACAGCGUCUAGGUAAAAGUAACAUCCAGGCACGGUUAGGCCGCCCCACUGGCCCCUUGGCCAGGGGAGCAGUUGGAGGACGGGGUUUGCCCAUGGGCCAGAGAGGCUUGCCACGAGGAGGACUUCGUGGAGGACGUGCUACAAGAGCCCUGCUAAGGGGAGGAAUGUCUCUUCGAGGUCAAAACCUGCUCCGAGGUGGACGAGGCGUAGCUCCCCGAAUGGGAUUAAGAAGAGGUGGUGUCCGAGGUCGUGGAGGCCCUGGGAGAGGGGGCCUAGGGCGAGGAGCAAUGGGCCGUGGAGGAAUCGGUGGUAGAGGUCGAGGCAUGGUGGGCCGAGGACGAGGGGGCUUUGGUGGUCGAGGUAGAGGUCGUGGACGAGGUAGAGGUUCUGCCCGACCUGCACUGACCAAGGAGCAGCUUGACAACCAAUUGGAUGCGUAUAUGUCUAAAACAAAAGGACACCUGGAUGCUGAGCUAGAUGCAUAUAUGGCUCAGACAGACCCUGAGACCAAUGAUUGAGGCCAACCCUUCCUUUUAGAGACAAUUCUUCAAGUUCAUUACAUCUGUAAGGACCCUGAGCUAACAAAUAAGAAGACCUGACAGAUGCUGGAAGGAUCUAUCAUAAUAGGUUGUGGACUUUAUUCAACCACCAGUUCAUACAUUUUGUGUGUUCCUUUAUUUUUUGAUACUGUGUUGGAUGAAACGUUUGUGUUUUGUUUGUUUUCUUUUCUUUUGAAUUGGUUUUAUAUAUUUUUUUUCUAUACUCCUCUGAACUUGAAUGUGACUGCCUGGUAACUGGAAUUUGCCUCCUCCCCCACAUCACCCACAUAUGCACUGACAUGUUAAUAUUGUCCCCAUUCAGUCUUUAGGCACUACACUAAGGCCCUAGAGAAAAGUCUAGCACAAACCUUACUGAAGCUCUUCCUCAGUUUAGAGGUUUUAAAGAGAGGGCAAUAAAAAGAAAUAGUAAUUGUUCUGUUCUAAAUCUUACACACUCACUGGCCUCUUUUUAAAAAAGAAAGAAAACUUUUUUAAUUUAAAAAAGAAAGAAAACUUUUUAAAAUCUGGAGGGAGAAGACACACUGCAGCAAUGGUGAGGGAGCUAGUUUGUUACCUUGGGGACCAGGUAACAAUCCUAUAAUAAGUUACCAAUGGUAAUCAGGUUUUUAUUGUGCAAGUCCAUACCUCACAUAGAUCAGGGUGUUAUCCAUAGUAAUAAGCCAUCUUUCUUGAUACAGAAGCUUUCCUUCUGUACUUGUAUCAUUAACAAAAUGGGUAAUAUUGGUCAAUCUAUUUACCUGCAGCAAGUGUUUGGCAGAUUCUUAAGAGGGGAGGGGAGUGAGAGAAUUACUGCAGGGUAACUGCCAGGUGGGUUCUGAGAACACCUUAGAAGUGCUAUUAUCUUUGUUAAAAACCAAACAGUUUUCAGUCUAGAACAACUUUGGAUUUUAUCCCCCACAUUAACUUUGCUUAUCUCUUUCUUUCUCUUGAAGUUUUAAAGUUCAGUCAUAUCUUUGUCAGCUAUUCCAGUUUCAAUAGAAUCUUGUAUUUCUGGUUCAUUGUAACAAAGAAGAAACAGUUCUCAAAUUCAACCAGGCCUUUUGACCUUUUUCUUGCUGUGUUCCUUUGAAACUUCACAAUCAUUACAGGUGAUGGGGUUCUGCCUGUUUGCUUUUCUUCCUGGGUAGAUGAUGAACCCUGAGAGGGCAGUGACCCUAAUAGUUUUCUUCUACAUGUUUGUUAUCCCUCACUUUUAACCUGUCUUUCCACCAUGGGAACAAUUUUCUCCCCUGGUAACAUGUAUCCGUGGUUUGAAGCCUAAAGUAAAGGUACCCCAAAAGUAGGAUAUUCACCAUCAAGUUUAUUAACCAUCCAAAAUAAGCCAUUUAAUGUGAAGUUGAACAACUGGUAUGAAGUUAGAAAGACAGAGGUAGAAAUAGCUUCAUAAUGUGUAUUUCUCUAGUUAAUUUUUCCACUUUCUUUGCCCAUACUGUUUCAAGUGGAUAAUAAAGGUUCCAGACCCUAAAAGCUUUAAAGAAUAA